AUGGCAAGAGCGGGAUCGAUCGCCGUCUCUUCCGGCUCAGACAAUGGAGCACCUACGAGUGGUCGCAAGUCUGUAGGAGCAGGUAGCGCGAAUAAAAAGACUGCCUCUUUCGCUGCUCGCAAGUCCAACAGCUCCAGUACGAACAAAAAGUCCAAGAGAGGAGAAGAAGAUGAGGUGGAGGAUGCGAUCGAUGAGCCUCAUCAAGAUGGUGAUGAGGUCGCGGAAGUUCGAGGGGAGGAUGAGGAGGACGAGAAUGACGAGGAGGAGGAGGAGGACGACGACGACGACGAAGAAGAGGAAGAGGCGGAGUACGAAAUCGAAAAGAUUUUGAGACAUCGAUCUGCCAAGAAUACGGGCAAGAUUGAUUAUUACAUCAAGUGGAAAGGGUACAGUCUUGGUGAAAGUACCUGGGAGCCAGAGGUGAGUCUUGGUGGUGGUGGUGGUGGUGAUGGUAGGGCAGAGCGGAAAGGUAUGGGAGCUGAGGUGUGUGCUAAGCAUUGGUAAUCUCCACUGCCACGCGACGCAGGCCAACGUGAAGGCCACGGCUGGGGACAUGGUCAAGCAGUACUGGGAAGGCGCACCUGGCAACAAGGUGCAACCGCGCAAGUACCUCUCGCCCUCCAAAGCCGCCGCAGCCGCCGCUCUGGCCGGUGCCAAGCGAAAGCGAUCGGCCGGUCGAGCAUCCGCCGAUGCCGAUGCCGAUGCUGAUUCCAUCGAGCAAGUUGAGGAGGAGGAAGAAGAGGAGGAGGCAACGUCGGAGAAGAGCAAGAGCAGCAAAGCAGCGCCUAGCAAAGAAGAGAAUGAACAUGCGAAGUAUUUGCAAGAUGUUCAGAGGGAAAAGGAAAAGUACGAAGCGAUGGAUAGUUGGGAUGAUAUUUGCGUAUGCGAGACGAUGGAGAGGGGAGAGGAUGGCGUGCUAGUCGCUCUCAUGAAAUUGUGAGUGUGUGUGUGUGUGUGUGUAUGUGCGCGAGCGAGAGAGGCAGGGAGAGAUCGCGAAGGGAUGACGAUGAUGUUGAUGAUGAUGGGGCGAAGGGGCAUAUCGUAGAGCGCAUGCUUACCCACCUAUCUGUCUCACUCGACGCCUGUCUGGCUCGCUCUGCGCAGCAACAAGUGCAAGUACGAGCUGGAUUUCCCAGCCGAAAUCUGCUACAAGCGAGCUCCUCAAAAGGUGAGCCGGGAGAGAGGUGUGCGAGCAGAGUCGAACUGGGCCAUGCGCGCAAUGCAUCCAAUUACUCGUCCACUCAGCGCCGCGCUGAAGGAGGGGCACGAGCGAAUUGGCAAAUCGAAUUUGGAGCGCUGACCAUUUCGUAUCCCCCUGCCCGCUGUACCCAUCCACGAAUCGAUGCACCCACGCUGCCGCCGGCGCACAGAUGCUAGCAUUCUACGAAGCUCAUUUGCGCUUCAAGACGCCUACAGCCGGGGCGGGCAAAAAGUCGAGACAGUAA
Molecule: messenger RNA, 1445 nt
Organism: Ceraceosorus bombacis
Lineage: Eukaryota; Fungi; Basidiomycota; Exobasidiomycetes; Ceraceosorales; Ceraceosoraceae
Source: the annotation of a GenBank genome assembly